CGCUAAUGGAGAAUAUACAGUCAAUGGAGUUCAGACAUGGAAGGCAGCUUGUUCUUUCAGCUUUAAUACCUUUGGUUAAACGUUGUCUUAUGGAAAUGUGGGAGGCCUGGCUGGAAAAUGUCUUGCAUCCAUUAUUUAUCCAUGCACAGCAAGCUCUUACCUUUUCUUGGUCCAGUCUCUUGAAUGAGGGUAAAGCCAAGGUCCCAGAUUUCCUUGGCAUCCUUGCUGGGGCAGACUUUUUUCUUUUGAAGCAGAACAGCUUGGCUGUUCUGGCAUUUCUGAUUUGUUUAGAAGCUUUCACAUGGACAGAUGGUGAAGCAGUGACAACAGUUUCAUCCUUCUGUGCUAUUGAUUCAGCUGUAGAUGCUCCAGAAACCGGAAUUGAUGAGGGGGGUACUAUAAGAUUGGCAGCCACCGGGAUGGGGUCCGGCACCACCAGGAAAUGCCAGACUGCUUUAAGCCCUGAAAUCAUAGCUAGGGAAAGUUCUGGUUUACGGUUAGGAGAGUUCAUCCGAGUUAAUUUAAGUUAA
Messenger RNA from Populus trichocarpa (black cottonwood), 530 nucleotides. RefSeq names its product protein HASTY 1-like. Lineage: Eukaryota; Viridiplantae; Streptophyta; Magnoliopsida; Malpighiales; Salicaceae. The record is from RefSeq and is a predicted model, not a curated record. Gene Ontology annotation, biological process: protein export from nucleus; RNA export from nucleus. Bases 6 to 530 code for a protein of 174 amino acids. Gene Ontology annotation, molecular function: RNA binding; nuclear export signal receptor activity. Gene Ontology annotation, cellular component: RNA nuclear export complex; cytoplasm; nucleus. The transcript has 4 exons.